AUGCCUUACGAUCGCUACGGAUCAGACGGCCUGCAAGUGAGCCGAGAGCCCGACAGCUAUCCGGAGAUUGUCCACAAGCCGAGCCAAGCAUUCCACCCAGCCUCCUACAAUGUACAAUCACAGGACUUUACUGCCAAAGAGACACCGACAUCAGUCAGAAACCUCCGCCAGCCGACUAUAUGUGGCAUCACUUCUGGCGGCUCCUCUACUAGUGUCGCACAAGCUUCUCCGUCGUCAACGUCUUCCGAGACAGCGUCGUCGCAUUCCACGUCGUCCGCGGCGCCAGGAUCACCAUCUCCUACCAUCGUGCACAGUAGCGACUGCCCGACCUCCAACGGUACCAGUUACAAUUCCAUGUCAUUCGCAAGUGGCAAUAACGGCCCGAUUCCCGACGGCGCAGAAAACGGUCUGAAGUUUGUCAAGGUGUGUGGGACGAGCCUCCGCAGCGGCUCAAAUAUUGCUCAGGGUGUGGUUGCCACGCUCGAUGAGUGCAUCGAUCUCUGCGCAAGCUACAAUUUCUGGUCAGGCACGACAAAUUGCACGAGCGCCUCAUACAAUAGUAUUAUAAUAUAA
Akanthomyces muscarius is the source of this 573-nucleotide messenger RNA. RefSeq lists its product as uncharacterized. NCBI's taxonomy places the organism in Eukaryota, Fungi, Ascomycota, Sordariomycetes, Hypocreales, Cordycipitaceae. The coding region runs from base 1 to 573 and encodes 190 amino acids. The record is from RefSeq and is a predicted model, not a curated record. The transcript is spliced from 6 exons.